This is a messenger RNA of Limulus polyphemus (Atlantic horseshoe crab), 2602 nucleotides long. Its product is annotated as TWiK family of potassium channels protein 7-like. Gene Ontology annotation, biological process: potassium ion transmembrane transport; stabilization of membrane potential. Gene Ontology annotation, molecular function: potassium ion leak channel activity. The record is from RefSeq and is a predicted model, not a curated record. Gene Ontology annotation, cellular component: membrane. Lineage: Eukaryota; Metazoa; Arthropoda; Merostomata; Xiphosura; Limulidae. Bases 1062 to 2477 code for a protein of 471 amino acids. The transcript is spliced from 2 exons.
ACUAAGGUUUACUGCUACUAGUCCUGAGUGGAGUCUGUGUUACUUAGAAGGAAAAUUAGGUUUCUGUGCAUUGGUGCGAACAUACCACGUCUGUAAACUGUUGUUUAACUAAAGUUGUAUUAUCGUAGCUAAUAAUCAAAAUGUUGUUGUUUUUUAUUACACAGAAAUAUCGCCAUUGUGUGAGAGUAUGGAGCUGCCAAAACUGAUAUCGUUUUGGAUUUAUUGAAUUGUUACUGUUAAUGUUUUGUUAUAUUCACCAAUGUAUUAUUUUAAAUUAUAUUUGGAUAUACUGAAUGAGAUGCUGAAUUUUAUUGUAUUUUGACUAUCAGUGACCUUUUAUACUUCCAAAAAGAUACAACUGUCAUUGUGAUAGAGUUUCUGAAUUGAAAAGGAGAUAAGCAUUUGAAAUCGCUACAUUCGUGUUGAACUUUCCCAAAGGCCUCAGUGUCUUGAACUUACCGAUCAAUUAGAAUUAAUUUUCAUUUGGAUUUACAGUACCAUUUCUGUUCAGUGUGGUGUUGAACUUACCAAGUUUAUUUUAAUCCAUAAAGUAAUUUUAUUGCUAUCAAGUCAUUAAAAUAUGAUCUUCAUCAUCGUAAGUUCAACACCUUCUUAAGGGAUAUUGUUGUCCUAUGAAAUUAUCAAAGUACUGUUAUUAGCAGUUAAAUAGAUAUACUGAAGUGUGGGAUCACUGUCAGUAUAGUUUGGGAUUCUUGGAUAUGUCACUGUUUUAUUUACGAAUCUGAUAUUGAUGCUUAAUAAGGUUUUCUGUAACAGGUUUUUAAAUGUUCGUGAGAAUAUACAGAUUAAGUGGUUAUGUCUGUGUCCAGUAAAUGUUAGAUUGCUGUGUUUGCUGUUGGUGUCCAGCGAAACCAUAUUACUCUACGCUUUCAAUGGCAGUAGAUCUCAUUGUGUUAAAUCAGUCUAAUCUAUAAUCACUGGCCACUUCUACUUUCUAUAUUGUUGUUGUUGUUUUCACGAAAAACUCGCCUUCGUUUAUGUGAAACUUUUAAAUAUCUCAACUUUACGUUAAACCUAGUCGUAGGUGUGAGGUUAGCUAGAUGUUACGAGAUGUGGAAGAACAGGAAGAUCCCAUACAGAGGACCAAGUGGAAGCGCUGUCUUCGGCUACUUGCCGUUCGUCUUUUCUCCGACGUCGGAAUAUGUAGUUUGGCUUUGAGUUACGCCAUUGUGGGCGCCCUAGUAUUCGAGGCGCUAGAGACCCAGCACGAGCUGAGCGCGCGCUCAGAAGUUCGGAAACUCAGAAUCGACUGUAUGCGUGAUUUGUGGAGAAUAACUAACGAGCUGAAUGUGCUUUAUGAAAAAAACUGGACAUUAGCUGUUGAUUGGAGACUCACAGAGUUUGAGCAAAUGGUGGUCAACGCUGUGAAAAACGAAGGAUAUGAUGGAAGAGACAUGGAAGCCACUGAACGACAGUGGUCAUUCUCUGGAGCGUUAUUUUAUUCACUAACGGUUACUACAACAGUUGGUUACGGGAAUAUGGCGCCUAAAACAAAUUUUGGCAAAGUAGUGACCAUAUUCUAUUCCAUCGUAGGAGUCCCUCUGAUGCUUUUGUGCCUGACCAAAGUUGGAUACUAUUUUUCUCGACUAUUCAGAUUUAUCUAUUUUCAUAUCUGUUGUGUUCGCUGUCGAGAGCAAAUUCAGUUCAGGCAAAUUCAAAAGGCAGUGAAUAUGAUGAUAAGAAAACAGAUGCCAAGUAGCAGUUCGUCCUUUCCGAAUGACCAAGCAAGUGUUGAGGAGAAUAUUCAACCGUGGAAUCCUGGUCAGCAGUUAGUUGAAGAGACAGCUGAAAGUGGUCAGUCGUCACCUUCUGAUCAGUUAAAUGAUUACAAUAACUUAAUAAGUCAUGAAAAAAGAAACCAUUGGUCGACAAAUAAUCAGACUGCAAUGAGCCAUGAAAGUAACGAGAACAGUUGUAAAAUGUCAACACUUAACCCAGCUGUGGAAGAAUCGCAAAAUCUAUGUGUCGAUAUUUCCAACAAAUUUCCCUAUGCUCGACGUAAUAAUACGAAAUCUUCGUCGCUUCCUCCAUCUUUUACUCACCACACCUCCAAGCUCAGCCUUUCUGAUGUCGCUUUUUUAAACAACAAAGACAAUGCCAGCCAUAAUCAAGAGAAACAUAUUCCUAUGUACGUAGUGAUUCUUUUCGUCGUUGCCUACAUCUUCAUUGGAGCCAUGAUAUUUUCUUUGGGGGAAAACUGGAGUUUUUUGAACGGUGCAUAUUUCUGUUUCGUUGCACUAAGUACUAUUGGUUUCGGUAACCUCGUUCCUGGGUCAUACAAAUUUGAGACACACGUUCACUCCGGACAGGCAAGGCUGAUUAUUGGCAGUUUUUACAUGAUACUAGGGUUAGCAGUUGUUAUCAUGGCUUAUCACUUAACGCAUGAAGAAGUAAUUUUGAAAUGCAAAACUGUUGCCCGAAAUCUUGGAAUUUUAUCUUCGAACGAAAACAGCUAAACCCUUCUUUCUGUCAUGUCUGAAAUAUCAAACACUAUAUCAACUUUACUGUUCUAUACUUUAAAAUAAUUUCUAAGUGUUCCAUCAGCUUGUAAUUCGUGAUGAAUUAAAAAACAUUAUUACUC